Molecule: messenger RNA, 861 nt
Organism: Clonostachys rhizophaga
Lineage: Eukaryota; Fungi; Ascomycota; Sordariomycetes; Hypocreales; Bionectriaceae
Source: the annotation of a GenBank genome assembly
AUGGCUCUGAACGCGGCGACCAGUGACGCAGUGUCAAUCACCGAUGAAAUUGAGCAGCUAGAGGCCCAGCUUGAAGAUGCCCGUGCCAGACUGAAACUAUCGCAAUUGAGCACCAAGGAUGGAGAUCCGACGGCUACCAUUUUGACGCCCUCGCCAUCAUCAUCAACUCACUUUCUUCUUCUCCUGUCGGAUUCGGCAUUGCCCCUCGGCGCAUUUGCCUUCAGCAGUGGCCUCGAGUCCUACCUAGCUCACAACCCCCGCUCAUCCACCUUCUCAGAAUUCCUGCCCUCGUCCGUCUCGUCCUUCGCCUCCACAACGCUGCCAUUCGUCCUCGCUGCUCACCGCGAUCCAAAGUCCCUCUUCGACUUGGACGACCAGCUUGACGCGGCGGUCAUCUGCACCGUGGGCCGUCGGGCAAGCAUCGCCCAAGGCCGUGCGCUGCUGAGCGUCUGGGAGAGAUCGUUUCGAUCCGCGGUGUCCGAGGUGCCGGAGCUACAGCUGCUGAGGGAAUUCUCGACGCUGUUGAGGGAGAGCAAGGGAGAAGUUCCGGUGGUAUCUGCGCACCUGGCGCCGCUCUUCGGUGCCAUCUGCGCCAUCGUUGGGCUGAGCCUCCGCCAGGCGGCCUACGUCUUCAUGUUGAGUCACGUCAAGGCGCUCAUCUCCGCAGCGGUCAGAGCCAGCGUGUUUGGGCCGUUCCAAGCCCAGAAAGUGCUAGCAGGAGAGCGUGUACAGAGUAUGAUUGAGUUGAUGAUUGACAGGGAGUGGAACACGCCUGUCGAGGAAGCUGGGCAGAGCGUGCCCGUGAUGGAUCUAUGGAUUGGUCGACAUGAGCUCCUUUAUUCGAGAAUAUUCAAUAGCUAG